This is a messenger RNA of Eimeria acervulina, 2103 nucleotides long. RefSeq lists its product as hypothetical. The record is from RefSeq and is a predicted model, not a curated record. Bases 1 to 2103 code for a protein of 700 amino acids. The transcript is spliced from 7 exons. Lineage: Eukaryota; Apicomplexa; Conoidasida; Eucoccidiorida; Eimeriidae.
AUGGACCCAAUGCCUCUCGCGAACCUCGGACAACGACGGGAAGCGACCACACGGCGAUCCUCCAACUUCACGGCUGGUGACUGGUGGAUACUCGGGUCUACCAACUACGCUAUAGUCGACCCGGGAAAGCCGCGGGCUUCCAGCGAUCUCGUACAGCGGUUUGAUAGGCCGAAGCAGCUCACAGAUGACUUGCACGAGGCAGUGUGGUUCUCCACCAGACCCAGAUCCAAAACGAUCGGCUUCCUUGAACGGGGGGGAAUUGGCAGCCUCCGCAGUUCGCAGCAUGAGAUUGCGGGAGUGACAGGCGAUUGCGAGCCACGAGCAUUGCAAAAUAACUACAGGUACAGAAGGGCUUCAGUUGCAGACUCGACAAACUGCACGGAGAACAACUUUUGGUCAGUGACCAGUGAUCACCCAACGGUUUCUCGGGGGCGAAGUGCCUUCAUCAGGGUCCCUGCUACUAAAGGUUCGCUUUGUGUCCCAGGCAGCUCUUCAACCACUGUGAAGUACCAUGCCAAGCUGCCUUCCUUUCGAGCCAUCGUGCGGCAUCUGCAAGAGGACUCUCAGCGCCGUCGCCUCAGCGAACUCAGUGCGGAGGGGCAGAGCACUGAAAGAGUGCCCAGCAUGCUUUUUGCAUCUUCAGAUACUAUGACCACUUGGGCAAGGACCCCUAGCUCAGGAGUGAAGGAUGAGUUGAACGCUAGAAGGGGGACACGAAGCGUCGGAUUUGACACCUCCGACAGCAUUGCACGAUCGACAGAUUCCUUAUACCACAAGUUGGCAAGAGAAAGGUUCAAGAGAAGCUUCACGCGCCUAGCCACCCGAUUGAACACUUCAGUUCCCUGCGGACAGCCAGAGGAAACAGAAACCGAUGUAGCUCUGAAGGCGGACAACUUGGACCCUACCGUUGCAGAUCUCUGCAAACAAACAGUAUGUGUGUUGAAGCGACUCGAGGAGCACGCGCAUCUGCUAUACAAGGAGAUGCGCAGCUUGCAGCGAGCUGCUGAGAUCGCAGAGGAGAUGGUGUCCCAACUGAAACCUGAAUUCGAAGAAAGUAACCUUCAGGAUGGAUCACUGAGGAAAACAAGCGGCCCUCAAGAUCGAUUCGGUAUUGGCAGCUUGCAGCUGUUUGGGCUAGAAAUUGAAGAACCUCACGCUGCUAUGACCGAUACUCAGUUGCAGGAAAUAAAGAAAGCCGCGGAAGCUGCACGAGGGCAGCGAAAGCUUCAACUGGACGCCCUGAAGUGGCUAAGCGAGCCCUUAAGCACUGCCUGUGAAUGCCAGGAACAAUUCAGGAAAGCCCCAGCAUCACAAGUUUGUUCUGCUCUCAACACCUUCGAUACAGUGGCGGAGAGCUGGUCGACUGGGGAACCAAAGACGCCUUUGCUUCUGCCGGUGGCGCUGGCGGCUCUUGCAUGCGCAAUGGCUUACAAUGCUUGCACCGUUGGGUCUACUGAAGUGGCAGUUCAGAGCCUUGCAAGCUUAUUGUUCCACAGUGGAUCAGGGAAAGCAGCUGAACAAGUGGCACAGGAUAAUUUCCGGCACUCUGUAAUGCACGAUUCAGUACUGGAGCAGAGAAAGCUCAUUGAGGGCAUUGCGGUGAGGAUGCUUGGUCUUGUCCUAGAUCACGAUGAGCCCAAAUCAAGCUGCCGUACGUCAUCGCAGUUGCAGGUCCCACGUGGGGGACGCAUUCCUUCUGUGUUGGCCAGCACGCAAGAUAUGCCCGGCGAUCCCACGGAAGCGCAUUCGCCGACGCGAAGUUGCUUCUUCUUCGUUGUAUCUGUGGCUCAAGAAGCAAUCACUGCUAUCCAUGAGGCUGGCGGUGGACCUGGGGACCCCGUGUCUCUAGAGCGUGAAGCUGAACUGCACCGCGACCCAAGAUAUGCUCGGAAUGAAAGAGCUCUGCUGCAGAAGCUGGAAUUUGCUUUUUUGGAGCUGCGCUUGCACAUAAACAAACUUUUGGCUUUCCGCUUGGCACUGAGCGAACUGGGAUGCACGCAGCAAGCAUGGGAAAAGGCCACUCGACUUACUGUUCAUAACCAGCUCGAAAUGUUCCUGGGUAUUCUCAUUUUGAGUGGAGGCGUUAAGAGAAUCGAUCAUUAG